Pristis pectinata (smalltooth sawfish) is the source of this 12447-nucleotide messenger RNA. RefSeq names its product chromodomain helicase DNA binding protein 9 (gene chd9). The transcript is spliced from 38 exons. The record is from RefSeq and is a predicted model, not a curated record. Gene Ontology annotation, molecular function: protein binding; ATP-dependent chromatin remodeler activity; ATP binding. Lineage: Eukaryota; Metazoa; Chordata; Chondrichthyes; Rhinopristiformes; Pristidae. Bases 389 to 9352 code for a protein of 2987 amino acids.
CCAACCCCCCCAAGCAAAUACAACAACUAAUUCUAAUAAAGCAGCCGUGCCGGUACUGACCCCGAAAGCAGCCAGUGUCCAAUCAGAAAACAAAAAAGAAAUAUGCAAAUGAAAUGUAUCACGUUAGUCGGAGCGCUGAGGUCGACUCCGUACUAAACUUCGCAAAUAAUCAUUCUUCAUAAAUACUUCCUUUAGAGCCGGCCUUUCCUCUGGAACUUUUUAGGUGCUGCAUUACAGAGAUGUCUGCAUGACUUAAGUGGAUAGAAAGUGACAUGCAAUGGAUUAGUUGUUGAAUGGUUUAAGAAGUACCACUACCCACUGCAGAACAGCUGAAGUGAGCACACUUGGAACAAAGUGUUGAUUACUGCCAAGCAGUAAAUGCAUCAAGAUGACUGAUCCCAUCAUGGAUUUUUUGGAUGAUGCCAAUUUGUUUGGUGGAGGACUGGAAGGAUUGACAGACGACGGAUUUUCCCAAGCUGGACCAGUUUCAUUGGUUGAUGAACUAAACCUAAGUGCAGAUUUUGAACCUUUGCAGGUUGAGCCAUUACAUCAUGUAUCAGAGACACAGACACCGGAAAAAAUUAACUUUGAGCAGUUACAGACAUUUGAUUCAUUAAAACUUCAUCAGGUGAACCAGCCAUUUAAUUUGGUGGGCAGCGGUAAUGAGACUGGUGUUCUGUCUCCACAUUCCCAAUUUCAUUGUUCACCUGAUCAUCAAAAUCAGACAAAUGGGCUGUUUCCUUCUGCCCAUAAUGAGAAUAGUGCUCAGUCAUUUGUCGAUGGAAGUCCAAUGUGGGGUCACCAAAGCCCCAUUUCCAAUCAAAAUGGGUCACCAUUCCAUACCUUGCAAGGACAUUCACAGUCCAUGCAGCAGAUGACCCCUUUUUUAACGCACCAUGAUUUUGCUUUGCAUCAGUCGAACCAACAACAGCAGCAACCUGCAUCAGUGCAGCCCCAGCAGAGUAUAAACCAUUUCACUACAGGACAGAAAACUCUAAAUCAAGGCAAUCAGUUCAUGGGUGUCCAUGGAUCGGCUUCAUCUCACAUGACUCGCAUUGGCCAACCAACUACAACUGUUAGCUCAUCCACUCAGCACCCUGCUACAGUGCAGCAGUUUAACCAACCAGCCACCACUGUGAAUCCCGUACAUCCCAUUAGAUUCACUGGUAGUGCCAAUCAUGGUGGUGUACAUCAGAAUAUCAGCUUUUCAAGCUCUUCGCGAGAAAUGACGACUUGCUCUAUCAACAAUUCAAACCAGUUUACCCCUCAGUAUUCCUAUCCUAACAACAACCUGGCUAAUGGCAACAAUUUGACAUCUACUACAAUGCUUUCUACUCAUCAGGCAACCCAGGGCAUGACUUGCUUUCCUGGGAGUGAUGCAUUCACAGUGCCAGCAGGGACCAACCAGGAAUCAGUACAUCAUAUGCUCAGUCCCAACAGUCCCGCGAAACAAAAGAUCCUGCAGCCUAUGCAUUCUGUAAACACUCAGGGAAAUUUCAGUCCUUCAAGUAUGUCCUCUGUUCAAACUGAUGUGCCAAUAACAACCAGCUCAGUGUCUAAGGUGAGAAUUUCUAAUGUAUCAACUCAAAGGAAACCAACUGACAUUUCAUCACUCCAGGGAAAUCCACUUCCACAGUGUCAGACACAUCCCUUGACUAGGAUAGACACCGAAGAUGUUUUUCAGGACCAACUGUUAACAUCUUUUGAGAACUCUGGUCUGGGCCAGAGAGAUUCACCCCCUGUUCCAAGACCAAUGGUUCCACAACAAGUGCAACAGCAUCCGAACAUGCAACAGGAGAUGGUUAUCCAGCAUCAGAUGCAUCAAGAACCAACUACCGUCAGUCGCAUCCCUUCCCAACAUUGGCAACAAUCGAUAGCAGGCCAGCAUCGGCCGACAAAGGGAUCUGUACAGUUGACCGUGCAGCGGCAGCCACCUUCCUCCCAGACCACUGUUGAUGGUUCUAGUCCACAAGCGAAGCAGGUUGUCAAGUUACAGAAUGCACAGCUGAUGACUGGAAACAAACAGAAAAAGAAGGAAAUGCAGAAUAAGCAAGAGAAAGCUAAUCGGAUCAUAUCAGAAGCAAUAGCUAAGGCAAAGGCACGUGGGGAGCAGAAUAUUCCCAGAGUUGUAAACCCAGCCUGUUUGUCCACUGGGUCUGCUCGAAAGGAAGAAAGGAAGUCAGGAAAAGGCAAAGCAAAACAGAAGGAUAAAGAUUCAAAGAACUCUAGAACCAGUUUAUGUUCCAAGCCAAAGGAUAUAGCAAAAAUAAGCAAAAUCAUAAUCACGUUGGGCAAGAAAAAGAAAAGGAGGAAUGAUUUGUCAUCAGAGGGGUUGGACUCUGAGCAGAUCUCCACCCCAUCAAUAAAGAAAAGAAGGAAUGACUUGUCAGCAGAGGGAUCUGAUACUGAACAGAUUCCCACCCCAUCAAUAAAGAAAGAACCCAUUGCUGGAUGCCAGAAAAGACGAUCGAACAGACAAGUAAAAAGAAAGAAAUAUAAUGAAGACACUGGGACGAAGGUUUCUGAUGAUGAUGAUGGCCUUGCUGCUAAAGGGAAAACCAGGGCUGGUGUGGUUCUACCUGCCGAGCAACCCGUGCAGUUAUUUGUGGAAAACCCAAGUGAAGAAGAUGCUGCAAUUGUGGAUAAAAUUAUGGCCUCAAGACUAGUUAAAAAAGAGGUGGCCAAUGGACAUAUGGCUGAUGUUGAAGAAUUUUUUGUUAAGUACAAAAACUACUCAUAUCUGCAUUGUGAAUGGGCCACAGAAGCAGAGUUGAUGAAAGACAAAAGAAUACAUCAGAAAGUGAAACGCUUUAAGAUUAAACAGGCACAGAGAGGCCAUUUCUUUGCAGCGAUGGAUGAUGAGCCAUUCAAUCCAGACUAUGUUGAAGUGGAUAGAAUAUUGGAACACUCGUGUUGUGAAGACACGGACACUGGCGAGGCCGUUGUUUACUACUUGGUUAAAUGGUGCUCACUGCCAUAUGAGGAUAGUACCUGGGAGCUUAGAGAAGAUGUAGAUCAAGCAAAGAUUGAGGAGUUUGAACGGUUGCAGCAGGCAAAACCUUCCCUAAAGCGUGUGGAGCGACCUCCUCCCACUGUUUGGAAGAAGCUUGAAAAAUCCAGGGAAUACAAGAUUGGUAAUGAGCUCAGGGAGUACCAGUUGGAAGGGGUUAAUUGGCUCUUGUUCAACUGGUAUAACAGGCAAAACUGCAUUCUUGCUGAUGAAAUGGGUUUAGGCAAGACCAUCCAAUCUAUUACAUUCCUUGAUGAAAUCUGUCUGACUGGCUUGAAUGGCCCUUUUCUCAUCAUUGCACCUUUGUCUACAAUUGCAAACUGGGAAAGAGAAUUUCGCACAUGGACAGACCUGAACGUCAUCGUUUAUCAUGGCAGUAUGAUCAGUAGACAAAUGAUUCAACAGUAUGAAAUGUACUUCCGGGACUCAGAGGGCCGGAUCCUUCGGGGAACAUACAGAUUUAAUGCCAUGAUAACUACUUUUGAGAUGAUCCUGGGUGGCUGUCCGGAACUGAACGUAAUUGAGUGGCGCUGUGUGAUCAUUGAUGAGGCUCACAGACUGAAAAAUAAAAACUGCAAAUUAUUGGAAGGACUGAAAAUCAUGAAUCUGGAACAUAAGGUACUUCUUACGGGAACUCCAUUACAGAACACGGUGGAGGAGUUGUUCAGUUUGCUCCACUUCCUGGAGCCUCAGCGUUUCUCAUCAGAAAAUACAUUCAUGCAGGAAUUUGGAGAUCUAAAGAGUGAAGCACAGGUGCAAAAGCUUCAGGCAAUAUUAAAGCCCAUGAUGCUGCGGCGUUUAAAGGAGGAUGUAGAAAAGAAGCUGGCUCCUAAAGAGGAGACCAUCAUUGAAGUAGAACUAACCAAUAUUCAAAAGAAAUAUUAUCGUGCAAUCCUGGAAAGAAACUUUACUUUCCUAUCCAAAGGAGCUGGACAGGCAAAUGUGCCAAAUCUCGUCAACACAAUGAUGGAGCUUAGAAAGUGCUGUAAUCAUCCCUACCUUAUAAAAGGUGCUGAAGAAAAGAUUCUCGGAGAGUUCAGAGAGAUACACAGUCCAACUGUUCCACAUUUUCAUCUACAAGCAAUGAUCCAGUCAGCUGGUAAACUGGUCUUAAUUGACAAGCUGCUUCCAAAGAUGAAAGCAGGGGGUCAUAAAGUUCUUAUUUUCUCCCAGAUGGUGCGCUGCUUGGAUAUUCUUGAGGACUAUCUUAUUCAAAAAAGGUACCCAUAUGAGCGCAUUGAUGGGAGAGUUCGGGGAAACCUGCGACAAGCAGCAAUUGACCGAUUUAGCAAGCCCGACUCUGAUCGUUUUGUGUUCUUGCUGUGCACAAGAGCUGGAGGUUUAGGGAUAAAUCUAACUGCAGCCGACACGUGUAUUAUUUUUGAUUCGGACUGGAAUCCUCAGAACGACCUUCAGGCUCAAGCUCGAUGUCACCGGAUUGGUCAGAACAAAGCUGUGAAGGUUUAUAGGCUGAUAACUCGAAACUCUUAUGAGCGGGAAAUGUUUGACAAGGCCAGCCUGAAGCUAGGUCUUGACAAAGCUGUGCUGCAGAGUAUGAAUGGACGAGAAAAUACCGUUGGUGGGAUGCAACAGAUGUCCAAGAAAGAAAUUGAAGACUUGCUUCGCAGGGGUGCAUAUGGUGCAAUUAUGGAUGAAGAAGAUGAAGGUUCCAAGUUUUGUGAGGAGGACAUUGAUCAGAUUCUUAUGCGACGUACGAAAACAAUUACUAUUGAAUCUGAAGGGAGAGGCUCAACAUUUGCCAAGGCAAGUUUUGUUGCAUCAGGCAACAGAAGUGACAUUGCUUUGGAUGAUCCUAACUUUUGGCAGAAAUGGGCAAAGAAAGCAGAAAUUGAUCUUGAAGCCAUACAUGGAAAGAACAGCUUAGUAAUUGACACCCCAAGAGUAAGGAAACAAACCAGACCUUACAAUGCUGCUAAAGAUGAACUGGCAGAACUAUCAGAGGCAGACAGUGAUGGUGAAGAUCGACCCAAACUACGUAGGCCCUAUGACCGAUCUCAUGCGUAUGGAAGAACAGAGUGCUUCAGAAUUGAGAAGAACCUGCUGAUUUAUGGGUGGGACCGCUGGAAGGACAUCUUAUCACAUGGGCGGUUCAAGAGACGACUGGUGGAACAGGACGUAGAGACAAUUUGUCGAGCGCUCUUAGUGUACUGCCUUGCUCACUACAGAGGAGAUGAAAAAAUAAAGAGUUUUAUCUGGGAUCUCAUUACCCCAACGGAAGAUGGACAAACAAAGGAACUACAAAACCACCUGGGCUUGUCUGCACCAGUUCCGAGAGGCCGGAAAGGGAAGAAGGUAAAGAUCCAGGGAAGCACAUUUGAUAUGCAGAAGGCUGAGUGGCUUAGGAAGUAUAAUCCAGAACACCUGCUUCAAGAUGAAGGCUACAAAAAACAUUUAAAACAUCACUGCAAUAAGGUGCUUUUGCGAGUAAGAAUGCUGUAUUAUCUGAAGCAAGAAGUAAUUGGUGACCAAUUGGAGAAGGUGCUUGAUGGAGUGGAUGCAAGUGAGAUUGACAUUUGGGUUCCUGAGCCUGAACAGUCUGAGAUUCCUGCCGAAUGGUGGGACACAGAUGCUGACAAAUCACUGCUCAUUGGAGUCUUCAAACAUGGUUAUGAGAAGUAUAACACAAUGAGAAAUGACCCAGCACUCUGUUUCUUGGAGAGAGUUGGCAAACCUGAUGAGAAAGCAAUUGCAGCAGAACAAAGAGGGAAUGACACCUUUGCUGAUGGUGCAGAGGGGUACGGUUACUCUCAGUCAACAUGGGAUGGUGAAGAUCCAGAAUAUAAACCAACUCAACCAUUAUUCAAGGAUGAAUUGGAGGAUGUUGCAUCUUCUCCAGGAGAUCUAAUGAUUACGGAUGGUUCUUUGGGAGAGGGUGAUCUGCUCUAUUGGCCACCAGCAUCCGCCUUAACAACCCGCCUGCGUCGACUUGUAACUGCGUAUCAGCGGAGUAACAAGAGAGAACAGGUUAAACAGGAAGCCCAAACAAAAGGGGACAGGAGACGAAGACUGUGUGCAGAUACUGUAAAAGCUAAAGAGGCGGCUAAAAUUGAGAAGCAGCAAAGGUGGACAAGACGAGAAGAAGCUGAUUUUUACAGAGUUGUGUCCACUUUUGGCGUUGUUUAUGAUCCAGACAAGCAAAAAUUUGACUGGACCAAAUUCCGAGCAAUAGCCAGGCUGAAUAAGAAGACGGAUGAGAGUUUGCAGAAGUACCUUUAUGCUUUCGUUGCCAUGUGUCGAAGAGUUUGUCGCCUUCCCCCCAAAGAGAAAGAAGAACUUCUCGAUCCACCCAUUUUCAUACAACCUAUCACAGAAGAGCGUGCUUCCAGGACACUGUAUCGGAUUGAGUUACUCCGAAAAGUGCGGGAACAAGUCCUUCGCCACCCACAACUUGACGAGCGGAUAAAACUGUGCCAGCCGGGCCCAGACCUGCCUGAGUGGUGGGAGAGUGGAAAACAUGACAAGGAAUUACUCAUCGGAGCAGCCAAGCACGGCGUCAGCAAGACCGAUUAUCACAUUUUCUGUGAUUCGGAGCUUUCCUUCAUGUUAGCCCAAAGAAACUGUAGCCAGAACAAAAUAGCCCGAUCUAGAAGUUCAACGCCACUCCUACAUCAUCAGUACCCAUCCUCUUCCUCGCCUCUUCACUUACUGCCCAAGGUGCAGGACAAAAAAAGUCAGCUCGAGACUGAAACUGUAAGAUGUGAAAGGACUGCUGUUGUCAAGAAGGAACCAGAUUCGUCUGAUGAUGAAGAUGCAAUGGACGUUGAAGUUAAGAGUAAAGUCAAAUCGGAACAUUUCAUGGGUGGCUUGCAGGUGCAGAACAGAUUAGACAAGAAAACUGGGAUUAAAUUGGACCCUGAUCCUGAUGGAUGUAUGGUCGCAGCAAGGACUCAGCCCCUUACACCAAACUCAGUGCUCAACAAACGAAAAACAAACCAACAACGUUCUGAUUCAAGCUCUGACUCGGACUCGGACUCGGACAAUUCUUCGUCUUCGUCACCUUCAUCGUCAUCUUCGUCUUCCUCGUCCCAGUCUUCAUCCUCCUCCUCCUCCUCAUCGUCGUCCUCUUCAUCCUCCUCCUCCUCUUCGUCCUCCUCCUCCUCCUCAUCAUCAUCAUCGUCUUCUGAUGAUAGCGACAGUGACAGCGAUGAUAAGCAGACAGCAGCAGGGAGUAAAGCACCGCAGCACUUGAAGCCCUAUGAUGAAGAUAGUGUAGCGUCUCUCAGUAUUGCACACGAUGAGACACAGGACAGCUUCCUACCAGACAGUGGAAAGCCUGAUAUUCAGUUCCUGCAAGAAAGGCAUAGGUUUGCUGCCUCCUGCUGGCCAAAGGAUCGUGUAAUGAUCAACAGAAUUGACAGCAUAUGCCAUGCAGUGUUGAAAGGAAAUUGGAUUCCGUCAAGAAGAAGUUAUGAUUACAACGCUGUGACCUCUUCUUAUACAACAAAAUUACUCGAUAGCCCUUCUGCCAUGGGAGAUUUCAGCGAUUCUGCUGUUGUUACAUCAGGAAGCCAGGGUGUUAAAGAAGAUAAUUCUCUUUUGUCGCAGUUCACAAAGGUGAAGAAGCAUGUGCGAGAAAAGGAGUUUACAGUGAAAAUCAAUGACGAAAGUGGAUUGAAGUUAACUUUUCAGAAGCAAAGACUCAGUCAGAAGAGAGCUCUUGAGACCGAAGAAGGAACUUCAGAUCAGCAGCAAUAUAUGGCACAGCUGCAUGAUUUGUAUUCUGCUCCUGACAGCAGUCAGGAAUUGGCUGUGGACAUCUCAAAAUCAUUGCUGGGAGCUGGGAGCUCCAUUCCCUUGUCGUCCUCGAUGUUAUUCAAUGCCAAUUUACCUGGCAGCAUCUCCACAGUGCUCCCUCAUCCUAAGUCAACAGUAGCAGGUGCUUCUCAGCAGAUUACAAGACACUGUACAAAUGGGAUACUAUUGGAUGCCCAGCCAAUUGUUAAAAAGAGAAGAGGAAGGAAAAAGAAUGUGGAAGGAUUGGACAUCCUUUUCAUGAACCGGAACAAAUCAUUACAGUCUGGUAAUGUUGAGUUAACCAACACACAAACAGCAUUUAAUGCAUCUCAUGGACAACUUGAUGCUGAAAGUCAUGUCUCAGUUAUUAAUGUGAAAGAUGGCACAAGACUCGCCGGGGAAGAUGCUCCAAAAAGAAAGGAUUUGGAGGAGUGGCUCAAGGACCACCCGGACUAUGUGGCAGAUGUGACAGCCCACGUUCCAAAAAUCAACAAACCUGAGGUUGUGAGCGAGCGACCAAAGCAAAAAAGACAUCGGUGCAGAAACCCUAACAAAAUAGAUGUCAAAAGUCUGACUGGAGAAGAACGUGUGCCUGUUAUAAAUCGGAGAAAUGCAAAGAAGAUGGGUGGCUCACUAGCUCCUCCAAUUAAGGACCUGGCAAGGUGGCUGCAGGAAAAUCCAGAUUUUGGAAUUGCUCCAGAAUGGACAAAUGUGGUAAAGCAGUCAGGGUUUUUACCAGCAAAUAUGUUUGACCGCAUCCUCACUGGACCUGUUGUCCGAGAGGAGGUUAGUCGAAGAGGCAGACGUCCAAAGAGCGAGCUCACCAAAGCCGCAGCUGCAGCCGCAGCUGCAAUGACAGUCAAUCCUUUGGUCACCAAUGGACUCCUUGCUGGAAUGGACUUAAACAGCCUCCAAAGCUUGCAGCAGAAUCUCCAGAACUUACAAUCUUUCCAACUGACAGCAGGAUUAAUGGGAUUCCCGGCAGGCCUGCCCUCUGCAGGAGGAGACACGAAAUCCCUGGCUUCGAUGUUCCCCAUGAUGCUUUCUAACAUGGCGGGGUUUGGAAUGGGAGGAUUGUUGAACAAACCCUCUGAAUCUGGUCCGGAGGAUAAGAAGGGAAAUGGCGCCAUGGACUCCCUCAAACCAACAGAUGGGACAAAUGAAAGGACAGAGAAACAAAAUCUGGAUGUAUGUAGUGAACUCCCUGUGUUAAGUUCUGCUACAUCCUCUCCUAAGAAGCUGACACCAACCACAAGUGCUUCUGCCUCAGCAACAGCCGGCAGUCCUCUGGCUAUGAAUCCACUGUUGUUGUCGAGCAUGCUUUAUCCGGGCAUUCUACUGUCUCCAGGCCUUAACAUACCAAUCCCAGGAUUCCCUCAGACCAAUAUGUUUGAUGUGCAGACUAAUAAGAACACAGAUGUAGCCAUGUCCAAACCUACAAUAGAGGCUGCAGAGCAUCAGGAGGGAGCAGAACACAGCUCUUCACAUGAAAAUAGUGGGGAUGAUGCAUCUGAGAAAGCAGCAUCUUCAUCUACCAGUGACAAUACAACUCAGCCAGAUGAUUCAGGGUCCAGUGAAGAAGACUGAACUUGAAAUUAUAUAUUUAAUCUUACACUGGAACAGCUUCAUCCUGGUCAUAUUAAUGGUUCAUUUGUAAAUAAACCCGGUGAUGGUUUGAGAAAAACAAACUCAUCUGUAAUUAACUGAAAGGGUUUUAGUAUCUAUUUAAAAGGUACAAAUAUUUAAAAAGGUACCUUGCAUGUAAAGUUGUUUUUGGAGGCUAACAGAACCCAAGUGUGCGCUCAGUUGUAACACACUGAAGCAUCACAGCGCUAGUUGUUAAUUUUUUUUUAGGGGAUUAAUUUUAAAUAAAAGAAAUAUGCACCAGGAGAGCCGUAUAUUUAAUAUAUUUGGUGUGAACUAGGGAAAAUGAAAGUACCUUUAUGCAUAUCGUAUUAAGUUACUGUAUAUAAACCCACAAACUCCUUGACACUCAUUUCAGUACACAGAUCAAACUGCAGGAGACACAGCAAUAACCCUGGCAGCUAAUGAAUGUCAUUAAAACUGUAGAAUAUACACCUUGAUAAUGCAACAUGGCAACAGUCAAAAUGGAAGUUCACAUUUUAUUGCUAAAGUGUUGUGAUGCACUGUCAGUUUUAAAAAUUCAGGUACACUUCUGAGUUACUUGGAAGAUUUUUUUUCCCAAUCAGCCAUAAAACUGGCUAUUUAUUUAUUACCUCAGCUGUGCUAGUUUAGAUGGUUUAAAGAAGUAGUUUCUAUAAUAUUCGCUUUGUUCGCAGUUUUGCAAAAUGUGGCAUUUAUUACAUUAUGUAGCUGGUUGUAGUGAGUGCUUUCACCUUGCAUGUGUUCUUUUAACAAUUAAAAGGGGGCAAGGCGUCAUGGGAAGUCAAACUGAUAAGUGCAGUAUAUUCUGCCUCGUCAUUCAUUUCAUGGGAAUGAUUAGUUGGUGUCUCAAUAUAUAGACAACAGAAAUAGGAAUUGUCCAAAAAGGGUACUUUGGUCCUGAUAACAUUAUCUAACUUUCUCUUUGUGGAUAUAUGAGGAGCUGUUCGGUAAAUUAACAGUGCAUUCCUGUCAAAAGUCAGUAUAGGAAGCACUGUGUUCUUCAAAUAAAAGUAUACAAGUAGAAGAGGAGGUGAUGAGUUUUAUUCUACAGUUUUCAGUGUUUAUUAUCACUGCAGAGCAGCAUAUUAGGUCACUGUAUUGAAAAAUGAAAUUGUUUCCACUGCAGUGAAACAAUGUUUGGCACACAUUGACAUCUUUCCAUGGGAACCAUGCCAUCUUUUGUUAGAAAGGGGUGUGUGUGCAGUACAAUUAAAUUUAGAUCCCCAGCAACUAUAAUGUACCAGCAUCAUAUAUCAAUUAACACUGAAAAGACUGCUUUAGGUUCAGCAUUCAGUACUGCUUUUGAGAAUUAAAUAAAUGUCUCCUGAUGCAAGAAGCUCACCAGGACAAUAGAACUAGUAGAAUAGAGUUCCAUUAUCUGUACAUCGCAGAAUUUCUUUGCUUGUGAAUUGUCUGUACAGUUCAAUUUAUUACACUAACGUAAAUGCACCAUCAUUUUAAUUUAAUACAAGGUUUCCCUCUUUGAAGUCAUUAAUGUGACUGGAAAAAUAAUCGUCAAAAGCUGGUAUUAAAUUGUGUAAAGCAGUGUUAUAUGCACAAGUACCCACAUGCUAGAAGCAAAAGGCAACUAUGCUGUUUGCAGUAUAGAGAAUUUAUAUUGGUUUUGCAGUUAGAAAUGUAUUUAGAGCAAGUUUACAAAGAGUGGUUUAGUAUGCAGUCAUUUUGUUUUUAAAGCUGUUAUAUCCGACUUUUUUUUUAAAAACCAGCUUUCAGAGACCAAUCUCAUUCACACCCUUCAAAAACUCAGUGCAAGCCACAAUUUUGCUGUAUGGGAUAUACUCCUAUUAGGUGUGUAACUGUUCAUUUUAAACGAGUGCAUGUGCAAGAGGAACAGAUGGGUCAGCACCAAAACAAAUUGAUUUGGACCUUGCUCUUCUAGACUAUUUAAUUAGCAUAUAGUAUGAUCUGUACAGUAUUUAAUGGACAUUAUCUAUUUCAUUGAUGAAAUGGGGGGGUAAAUUGCAGACCUUCAUGAAUAAAUUGGUAUUGUUAUACACCCUGCAGCCUUCCAUUCUAAACUGUGUAAGGUUUUAUAUGGAAUAAGAUUUUGACAGACAGAUAUGCUCCAAAGAAAUGAAUUGCACAUUUUGCCAGAUAGUUACAAGAAUCCAGUUUGAAAACAAUUGGUAAUUAUUAAAGAAAUUUGCAAUUUUAAUAUUCACAUCAAUCCUUAACAGUAGUUUAAAGACUGGAAUAUGUAGGAUGGUAUUUAGAUUUUUCAAAUACAAUUUGUACAUGCCACCUCAAAGGAUACCACAGCUUUAAAAAGUAUGCAGACUGAGUGAGAAUACUUCAAAUGUUUUUUACAGUAAUUUUGUAAUGCUAAAACACAGGCAGCAUUAAACUAAGUUAUAAUGUGCUGGUUUCUUUAUAUACUGAAUUGCUCCUUCUGUCUGAAACGAAGUAUUACUGUAUAUAAACAUCUUUCCCUGAGGUCUAGUAACUAAAGUAUUUUUGUCAUUACAUUCUUACAGUGGUGAGAUCUGAUAGACCAGAGCUUUCAAAAAUGUGUAAAAUGUCACAUUGUCUCCUUUUGCCUCCAGUUUAGAUUUAAUUUCCAUUUCUGUUUUUAAGAAAAACUGACUCAACAAUUGUGUUCAAUGAUACAACAUUGGUCCUGUUUUAAUACAAAAGAUUAUCCACAGAAGUUAUAGGAGACGACAACAAAUCAGUGACUGAUGCAGUGUCAGUCAACGUGAGCAAACACAAAAGGAUUACACUAAUAUUUGCUGCCAUUAACAGGAUCAGUGAUGAGUUGGUAAAUUGAAUAUGUGUAUUGGUAGUUAUGUAAGUCACACUUUGGUAGCUGCUCUGACCAUGUAUUUAAUUACAUUGCUGGAGGCUUGAUGAUUAAGUCUGUUUUUAUUUUGGACAAUUGCAGUACUUGCAGGUUGUAUUCUGUGUAGUCUGAAUUGGCUUUCUGUAGUACAAUGAGUCUUAAGUCAUUUGUAAUUUAUUGAAUUACUUUCUAUGAAGUUCUAUAGAGCAAAUGGAAGUUUAAUUAUUUUUAUUAAACCUAUUCUUUGACUACCCAU